UAAAUAUGAUAGUUAGCUCACAUUUCCUCUAAGCAAAACAUUAUUUGCUUCAAGAGAAAAGGCAAGAGCAACAAGAAACAGAUAAUCAUGAACUCAACCACAAUAGAUAUUCCAACGGAAGGCCAAACUGUGCUUAACCAGAAGAAGAAAUUUAACUUUCAUACUUAUGUUUCCUCUCUUUUGGAAAAGGCAUGCAUGGAUGACAUAAAAAAGGUUAUUCACAGUAUCAAGCUUGGAAUUGCUCUGGUUUUGGUUUCACUUCUCUAUUUACUUGAUCCACUCUUCAAGCAAGUCGGGGAAAAUGCCAUGUGGGCGAUCAUGACAGUUGUGGUUGUCUUUGAGUUCUAUGCAGGCGCUACACUUAGCAAGGGAUUAAAUCGUGGUGCUGGAACUAUUUUAGGAGGUGGAUUAGGGUGCUUAGCAGCAAUUUUAGCUGAUGAAUUUGGUGCAACUGGCAAUGCUAUAGUUGUUGGAACUUCCGUCUUCCUCUUUGGUGCAACUGCAACAUACCUCAGAAUGAUUCCAAAAAUCAAAAGAAGAUAUGACUAUGGGGCUAUGAUCUUCAUUCUUACCUUCAGUCUGGUGGUUGUGUCUGGUGUUCGAGCUGAUAAAGUCAUGGCAUUGGCCCGUGAACGACUCUCUACAAUUGGUAUGGGUUUCUUCGUCUGCCUAUUCACCAACUUACUGAUCUUUCCCAUGUGGGCUAGUGAUGAGCUACACGAAUCUACAGCAUCCAAGUUUGGAAAACUCGCUGGUUGUAUAGAAGGAUGCUUGGAGAACUACUUUAAGAUAAUUGGAGAGAAUGAAAAGCAGCCAAGUGCUAAUGUAGGCAGUUGCAAGUCAGCAUUAUACUCAAAAUCAACUGAAGAGUCCCUGGCCAAUUUUGCAAAGUGGGAACCGAGGCAUGGAAAAUUUGGCUUUCAUUAUCCUUGGGAAAAGUAUCUGCGCAUAGGAGAAGCUCUUAGAGAUCUUUCUGCGACCAUUAUUUGUUUGAAAGGAUGUGUUGAAUCUCCCAAACAGCCAUCAUCGACAACAAGACAAGAACUUAAAGAGCCAUGCAAGAUUGUUGGAUCAAAACUUGUGCAGAUUUUGAGAGAGCUGGGUGAAAGCAUCAUUAAAAUGAAGAGGUGCCAUGCAACAAUCUUGAUGUUGCCAAAGCUGCAGACCCUGAGAAUGGAAUUAAGCCUCCUAAAAUCUCCAAAGCUAGAGGAACUAGAUACAGGUGAAAGUAUCGCCAUUGCAAGUUUUAUGUUUUUGUUGAUGGAGAUAGUGGACAAAGUGGAAGUAUUAGCGAAAGAGGUGGAAGAACUAGGAAAGAUGGCUAAUUUCAGCAUCAAAUAAGAAUUGCAGUCGGUGCUGUAUAUAUAAACUCUAAUAUGCAUGAACAUAUAACCUUGGCAGUCAA
Messenger RNA from Daucus carota subsp. sativus, 1405 nucleotides. Its product is annotated as aluminum-activated malate transporter 13. Bases 88 to 1341 code for a protein of 417 amino acids. Gene Ontology annotation, cellular component: plant-type vacuole membrane. The transcript has 6 exons. Gene Ontology annotation, biological process: malate transport. NCBI's taxonomy places the organism in Eukaryota, Viridiplantae, Streptophyta, Magnoliopsida, Apiales, Apiaceae. The record is from RefSeq and is a predicted model, not a curated record.